Molecule: messenger RNA, 1852 nt
Organism: Ctenocephalides felis (cat flea)
Lineage: Eukaryota; Metazoa; Arthropoda; Insecta; Siphonaptera; Pulicidae
Product: tyrosine-protein kinase hopscotch-like
Biological process (GO): cell differentiation; intracellular signal transduction; cytokine-mediated signaling pathway
Cellular component (GO): cytosol; membrane; cytoskeleton
Molecular function (GO): ATP binding; non-membrane spanning protein tyrosine kinase activity; cytokine receptor binding
Source: RefSeq, a predicted model, not a curated record
AUGGCUAAAAUCAAAGUAUAUUUAAUGACUGGAUCAGAAAUUGAUCUAUCUUAUAAUAAUGCAGAAACUGCUGAAGAUGUUUGUUUGAAUUUAUGUAAAAGGCUCAAUUUUCCACCAUCAUCAAAAUGCAUAUUUGGUCUACGCUUAUUUGACAAUGUGGGAAAACGAAAAGUUUGGCUAGCCCCAAGUUCCAAGAUAGACAAAAAUGAAAAAUAUGAGCUUCGAAUUAGAUUUAAGGUUUCCAGUUUAUCUCGCCUAUUCAAUAUUGAUCAAAACGUUUAUGAUUAUUUCUUUCAUCAAGCUCGAAGAGAUAUAUUGAGUAAUGAUGUUGCUGAAAUUAAUUACACAGAACAAAAAGGCGAAUUACUUGGCCUUAGUGUAACUGAUAUGUGUCGAGAAAUGAUUGAACAUAAUUUGUCAGCAGAAGAAAUAAAAAGAAAUUUUAAAAAAUACAUCCCACGUGAAAUAGUUAAAAAGAAUUUGUCAUCUUAUUAUAUUAAAAAAACUAUUCAAGAAUCUCUAGAAGUAUUAAAGAAAACAAAGUGGGAUAUUUGGUAUAUGAAGAAAGAAUAUUUAAAACAGCUAGAUAAAAUGGCACCGAACUAUUUAUCAGAAGAAUAUGUAGCUACUGCAGAUACUGGUGAAGCAGUUUUUUUAAGACUAUCUCCGUAUCAUUUGGAGUUUCCUGGACUCCAAAUUUCAUACACAUCUGGAAAAGAUUGGCAACACCUUUGUUCCAUUCAGGAUCUUUGUUUUGUUUCAAAACGAGAUGAUGGAACUGUAGAAAUUUCUAGAAAAAAUGGUAUUCCAUUAUAUCUAAAGUUUCACUCAGUUCCUACCAUGGAUUCAUUUAUAAGUCUUCUUGAUGGAUACUACAGAUUGAUGGUUAAAUGGACUUUUAAUUUAUGUAAGGAAUUAGCGACACCAUCUUUGAAAACUUUACAUUUAAGGAAAUGUCAUGGACCAGUUGGAGGUCAAUUUUCUUAUGCUAAGUUAGCAGAAAAAAGGAAUAACAGAUAUGGAAGUUAUGUAGUUAGGGAAUGUGAGCAAUAUUAUAAUACAUAUUAUAUCGAUGCUUGUUCUGAAAGUGGAAAUCCAGAAACUUUCAAAGUUGAGCUGCAAAGUGAAAAAUGGAAGCUUUAUGUAGAUCCAGAAAGUAAAUCAUACAAUAGCUUAAAGGAUUUAAUUACUGAUCACAACGAUCCAAGAAAGAGACCUUAUCUUAUUGAUUGUGUACCUCCAUCAGAAUAUGAUAGAUCACCUUUAUUGCUGUGUGAACCUAAAUUGUGUGUUGAUAGUAAAGCUGACGUUAAUGAUUUUCAAGAUUUACUAAUUUCACCUCACUGCAUUAAUCCAAGAGAUAUUCAAUACUUCAAAAAAUACUUGCGGCGGAAGAAUGUGUUUCUACCGUGCUAUGUGGAAAGCAGCACCAGGCAAAAAAAUGGAAGUUGCGAUGAAAGUUCUUAAAUCUGAACAUACUCAAGAUAAUCUUAAGGAGUUUAUUGAACUUUGUGGAAAAUGGGCAUUUGUCAAGAAUUCUGCAUUGGUGCGCCUUUACGGCGUAACAUUAUCCAGCCCAGUAUCAAUGGUUAUGGAAUAUCUUAGUUCGGGCCCUCUGGAUCAAUAUUUGCGAAAAAAUGCUUCAAGGAUACAAGAGGUUGAUAUGGUUGAAGCUGGUUCACAAUUAGCCACAGCACUAUGGAAUUUGCAUGAAAAUGGUAUAGUACACGGAAAGAUCAGGUGCAGUAAACUUAUGGUAGCAAGUUACGACAGCAAGAGCUUUGUUGUAAGGUUAUCAGAACCAGGAUUAAACAUUACUUACACAGAUGCAGAGUAAGUUUUAUAGUUAUUC